Centruroides sculpturatus (bark scorpion) is the source of this 2338-nucleotide messenger RNA. RefSeq names its product carnitine O-acetyltransferase-like. Gene Ontology annotation, molecular function: carnitine O-acetyltransferase activity. Bases 92 to 1750 code for a protein of 552 amino acids. NCBI's taxonomy places the organism in Eukaryota, Metazoa, Arthropoda, Arachnida, Scorpiones, Buthidae. Gene Ontology annotation, biological process: carnitine metabolic process, CoA-linked. The record is from RefSeq and is a predicted model, not a curated record. The transcript has 12 exons. Gene Ontology annotation, cellular component: peroxisome.
AAGCGACCAUGAAAUACAACGCCAUCUCUUGAGAAAUUAGUUAUAUGUUUAUAUAUAUUAUCAGUUUGUUAUUGAAGAAAAGUAUAUAAAAAUGUUAGGAAUAAGUUUAUUUUCAAAUAUUUCUAAACGUUUGUUUGUUCAUUUUAAAAGAAUAGAUCAGUUAAAAUGCUCUUUAGCAUCAAGUCCUUUAUCAUCAGUAACUAGUAAUAAGCAAGGACAAAUGCUCCUUUACCAGAACUCACUUCCUUCACUUCCAGUUCCACCUUUGCAUCCAACUUUAGAAAAAUAUUUGCUUUCAGUACGUCCAUUAUUAAAUGAAGAAGAAUAUCAUCAAACUGAAAAAAUUGUACAAGAAUUUGGUUCACCUGGUGGUUUGGGUGAAAAAUUACAUUUUCUUUUGGAAGAAAGAGCAAAGAACUGUGAAAAUUGGUUAUCUGAAUGGUGGUUACAAACAGCAUACCUUGAAUAUCGUAUGCCAGUUGUUGUCUAUUCUAGUCCUGGGCUUGUCUUUCCAUUACAAAACUUCACAUCACAAGUUGAUCAACUUCGUUAUGCAGCCAAACUUGUUUCUGCAGCUUUGGAAUAUAAAUUAAUGAUUGAUCAACAAGUGCUUCCUCCUGAUAUGAUGGGUAAUCAGCCUUUAGAUAUGUCUCAAUAUUUAAAAAUAUUUUCAACAUGUCGUAUUCCUGCUAUUCCAUCAGACCGCUUAAUUCAUUUCUCAGAAGAACCUGAACCACCUAAACAUAUAACUGUUGUUCAUAAUAAUCACUAUUUUCAGGUAAAUGUGUUUGGCAAUGAUGGAGCACCUUUAAAUGAAAGGCAAAUUUUUUCUCAAUUAGAGUUAGUUGUGGCUCAAUCAAAAUUUCCAAAGAAACCUAUUGGAGUAUUAACAACAGAGCACAGAGAUACAUGGGCAAAAGCAUACAAGAGACUUUGUAAAUGUAAUUAUUUGAAUAAUGUGAAAAGUACUAAAAGAUUACCAUCAGCACAAAUUGAUUCUCCAAAGAAAUUAAGAUUCAAUCUGUCUUCCGAUACCUUAGCUGAUAUUGAAGAAGCAGAAAGAGAUUUAGAUGUAUUAAUUAGUGAUUUAGAAAUGUCAUGCUUUCAAUAUCGAGGCUUUGGAAGAGAAUUUGUAAAGUCACAACGAUUAAGUCCUGACAGUUUUAUUCAAAUUGCCUUACAGUUAGCAUUUUACAGGCUUCAUAAACAGCUUGGUCCAACUUAUGAAUCUGCUUCCACUCGAAAAUUUCUUCAUGGAAGGACAGAGACAAUUCGUUCUGCUUCAGUUGAAGCCUUAGAUUUUUGCUUAAGAAUGCUUGAUAAAACAGCUGCAUCUCAUGUAAAGGCAGCUGCAUUACGAACUGCUGUUGAUUCACAUAAAGAAUAUACAAAUCAAGCUAUAAAUGGUCUCGGUGUUGAUCGACUUUUACUUGGAUUAAAGAAAUGUGCUAUAGAAAAUGGAUUAAAUGUUCCAGAAUUAUUUAUGGAUACAGGAUUUCAGACAAGUACUCAUUUUAGGCUUUCAACUAGUCAGGUUCCAUCAAAAUCUGAUGCAUUUAUGUGUUAUGGUCCAUCAUUUCCAGAUGGAUAUGGUUGCUGCUACAAUCCGCUACCUGAAUUUAUUAAUUUUGGAGUGUCGGCUUGUAACAGCAGUCCCGAAACUCUCUCAUCAAAAUUUAUGGAAGCUCUUGAACAAAGUCUUACAGAAAUGCACGAUAUCCUUUUGCUGUCCCAAAACUCAAAAUUGUAAUUGCAAUCUUGAAUUUUGAGAUAGAGGAAAAAAAUGUGAUAUUAAAUCUGCUAAAAGCACAUUCACUAAAUUUUGUUGUAUAUCAAGAUGUAGUGGAUGCAUUUAUUGAAUUGCUGUUUCAUACUUUAAAAUAUAUUGCCAAUGUAUGAAAGUAAUGCAAAGUAAUCUGAAGCAUAUUGCAUCAGACAUCAAUUUAUAGUAUAAAGAAAUAAUGAUAUACUUUCUAAAUAUAUAGUAAUUUGAAUGUGAGGAAUAUAAAUUUGUAUUGAUGGUAAGUUUGUUCAUAAGGUAGACAAUAAAAUUAGUCAACAUUUUCAUUAAUAUUUAAGUUAAUUAAUUUUAAUAAAUUCUUUUAUUUUAGAGAGAUUGUUCAAUAUUGAAUUAAAACAAUUUGCUUAUUAUUAUUGGAAUUUACAAUUUAAACAUCUGGUAAAUAAUACAAGUAUUGAAACUUUUAUAGAAAUUAUAAUAAUUAAAUUUUCUGUAUUAAAUGCAGUAAACUUUGUCAAGUAAUUAAUUAUGUUGUUAUACAAAUGACAUAAAAUUGUUGCAAGCAUUACUAUAAACAUCAAAAUUACAUUUUUAAAU